Ceratina calcarata is the source of this 1248-nucleotide messenger RNA. RefSeq names its product odorant receptor 49a-like. The transcript has 6 exons. Gene Ontology annotation, molecular function: odorant binding; olfactory receptor activity. Gene Ontology annotation, biological process: sensory perception of smell; detection of chemical stimulus involved in sensory perception of smell. The coding region runs from base 382 to 1116 and encodes 244 amino acids. Gene Ontology annotation, cellular component: plasma membrane. The record is from RefSeq and is a predicted model, not a curated record. Lineage: Eukaryota; Metazoa; Arthropoda; Insecta; Hymenoptera; Apidae.
UAUAAUACCGAGAACACGGCGGGCAACAGCUCUACUGCGCAUGUGGACACGAAGGACAUGGCGGCGUACCACGUGACAUCGGACACAAUUCCCAAGAGAGAGUGACCAUACUGGUAUUAGGUAUACUGUGCUUCAGGUCCAUGAUCCGACUAUGGCCGGAGAGUGGGAAUCGUCUUUCAGUAGCCGACUCAAUCAAAGACGAGGCAAGCAGAUAUAGCAUUCGUUUCAGUAAAUGUCGCCAAAUCAUCUGACCUGGCGUUUCGACGAGAGCGUAUUGCUGACAUUAUUUUACAAACGAUUUUGUAACACGUAAUUGACGUCAUAGUAAAUGCGUAUAUAUGUAUUGCGGCAUUCUUACUCCGUCCCCUGGUACCGAAAGUGAUGGAUCUACUAAUUCCGUUGAACGAAUCGCGACGGCGGAUGGAAAUGUACCCAGCUUACUACUUCACUGACAGUCCAGACAAGUAUUACUAUGGGAUUAUCAUAUACACGACAUUAUGUACGAUCUUCGCCAUGAGUGUCUUCGUCGCGUCGGAUACGAUAUUGAUCUACUCGGUGCAACAUGUUUGUGGACUCCUCGCACUCGCUGGAUCUCGUUUCAAGUACAGUUUGGACAGCUUAUAUUCGUUAACAGACGAUACGAAAGUCGACAACGAGAGAUUGUACAAAAAUGUAUGCGACGCCAUUAAUUCUCAUAAACGAGCUUUUGCGUAUCUCACUGAAAUCGAGAGCGCGUAUGCCAUAAACCUCUUCGUACAAGUCGGCGUGGUAAUUAUAUCUUUCACCAUAACAUUAUUCCAGGCAGCCACGGUGUCAUUUAAUAUGGAAACCUAUCAUUACUUCGGAUUUGCGAUUUCUCAGUUUGUACACAUCUUCUUCCUUACGGUUCAAGGUCAAUUCGUGAUCAACUUACAAGAUAGCAUUUACAUUAAAACAUACGAAACGUGCUGGUAUAGGGGAAACGUUAAGACGCAAGCAUUAUUCGUUAUGAUUCAACGCAGGAAUCUGACACCACCUCAACUGACGGCUGGCGGACUGAUAGAAUUGAAUUUGGACACUUUCGCAGAGGUCGUAAAAGUGUGCGUCUCAUAUUGUACCGUCCUGAGGUCUACGUAAACGAUGUAAUUAAGGCAUAUGGAUUUUUACACGCUACAUGGUAAUGAGUUGAGAAAUAUAUACAUUAAGUGAUAUAUUAAAUACACGUAAAGUUUAGUCAAUAAAUGGAUGAAUCUAAAUCUUUCAAAAGUA